UUGUUCUUGAAACACCCUUGAAAGUGAUAUGGGAAACUACUCAUAAAAGCAUUGAACCAGUUGUAGGAAGCCAAGACCCUCUCAUAUAGAGAUAUGUCUUCAAAAGGCUAAACUGAGCUAAUGAUGAUGGAAACGUGAUGAAUGAGGGGCUGGUGGACUCAUACAAUGAGAAGCAAAUCUUAAACAACAAAUUAAAGGAAAGGCAUUGGAGAUCAGGGCGUCGGCUCUAAGGAGUUCAAAUUAACGAAACUUAAGACGAGCCUUGAGAUCCUGUGGAUCGGAUGUAGCCUUGUGGCCCUUGUCAACGAGGAGAUGGUGGCCGGCCUUAGGAAUAUACACGUCCAUAACAUUGCUUGCAUGGCCAAACUAAAAAAAUAUGGGGUGAAAUCAAUAAACCCACACGACUUGCUAGAAAGGAGUUUUGUAGGGCUGCUGCACAUAUUCUUAUAGGAGGGGACUAGAAUUUGUCACAAGAGAUCAAAGAUCAAUGUGGAAGCAACGUUUCAAAAUGAGGGGAGCUUCUUGUGCGCAGUGAACUGAGCGAAAGUCUAACUUGUGUAUAUUGAUGAAUUGAGUCACAAUGAUUUAUCCUCCACAAACUGUCAGUUCAUCGUUAAAAAGUGUGGGUUAGUAGAUUCUUGAUUGAACAGUGAUGGAAGCUCGUUGGGUAACUUUGAAAUCCACCGCUCAUUUGCCAAGAGAGAGCAAGUUUUGGGGGAAUAGAAUGGGGAGAAGUCCAAACAGUUUGAGAGUUGAAAGAAAGGAAUGGAAGAUCAAACUCCCCGGGGUUGCUUUCUCUGCUCUCACUACAGAACAUGGCAAUGAUGCUCUUGCUGUGGAACUGGAAGCACCUAGACCCCGGGCGAACUCUAAAAAUGUGGCUGCAAUCAUACUGGGAGGCGGCGCAGGCUCCCAACUUUUCCCUCUUACUCGCAGAGCUGCAACCCCUGCUAUCCCAGUUGGGGGAUGCUAUAGGAUGAUAGACAUCCCGAUGAGCAACUGCAUCAACAGUGGAAUUAGCAAGGUGUUUGUGCUGACACAGUUCAAUUCCGCUUCUCUUAAUCGCCACAUUGCUCGCACCUACUUUGGCAAUGGUGUGAGCUUCGGUGAUGGGUUUUUUGAGGUGUUGGCAGCUACCCAGACACCAGGGGAAGCGGGAAAGAAAUGGUUUCAAGGAACUGCAGAUGCUGUUAGGAAAUUUACGUGGGUAUUUGAGGAUGUGAAGAACAAGGAUAUAGAUAAUAUACUUAUCCUGUCUGGGGAUCAGCUUUACAGGAUGGACUACAUGAACCUGGUGCAGAAUCACAUUGACUGCAAUUCUGAUAUUACUAUUUCUUGUGUGCCAACCAAUGAAAGUCGAGCUCCCAACUUCGGGCUGGUGAAAAUGGACCAUAGCGGCCGAGUUGUCCAGUUUGUCGAGAAACCUAAAGGCAUUGAUCUAAAAGAAAUGCAAAUGGAUACCACUCUUUUGGGGUUGUCUUCAGAAGAAGCCAGGAGAAACCCUUUCAUUGCUUCAAUGGGGAUUUAUGUAUUUAGGACAGAGCUUCUCUUGAAUCUUCUUGGAUGGAAAUAUCCCGCAUUCAAUGACUUCGGGUCAGAAAUCAUCCCCGCAACUCUGACAGACCACCGCAUUCAAGCUUACAUUUUCAGAGACUACUGGGAGGACAUUGGAACAAUCAAAUCUUUCUAUGAUGCAAACUUAGCCCUUACAGAACAGUCUCCGAAGUUCGAAUUUUAUGAUCCGAAGACACCUAUCUACACAUCUCCUCGGUUCCUACCACCCAGCAAAAUCGAUCGCUGCAAGAUAAAGGAUGCAAUAAUAUCACACGGGUGUUUUUUGCGGGACUGCACUGUCGAACACUCCAUAGUUGGUGAACGGUCCCGAUUAGAUUCUGGUGUUGAACUAAAGGAUACUUUGAUGAUGGGAGCAGAUAACUAUGAAACCGAAUCUGAAAUAGCUCUUCUUCUGGCAGGUGGAAAAGUGUCUAUGGGCAUAGGACAAAACACAAAAAUUAGGAACUGCAUUAUUGACAAGAACGUAAGGGUCGGGAAAAAUGUUGUUAUCACGAACAAAGAUGGUGUUGAAGAAGCGGCCCGGCCAGAGGAGGGGUUCUAUAUCAGGUCAGGGAUUGUCGUUAUAAUGGAGAACGCAACUAUCAGUGAUGGAACAGUCAUAUAGUCUAGACGAGAUAAUGCAUGCUUGGAAAUCAUGUUUCAACUAGGGAUUGAUUAUCAGUAGUUUUUCAUUACCCAGAGAAACAUUUUAUUUACUGCGUGCAGUAUUUGUGUUAUAAUACCUUAGUUUCUUGCUUUGAUGUUUCAUGGUAAGUAUUCAUCAGUGGAAUGUUUAAUGUUGUUGUCGAUAUGAAUUCCAUCAGAUUUGAAACAUAUCUCCAUUGCAUUGUGAAUAGUGUGAAUUGAUUCAUAUAUAUAGUAAUGGUAGAGUCAUUUUAAA
Molecule: messenger RNA, 2455 nt
Organism: Ipomoea triloba (trilobed morning glory)
Lineage: Eukaryota; Viridiplantae; Streptophyta; Magnoliopsida; Solanales; Convolvulaceae
Product: glucose-1-phosphate adenylyltransferase large subunit 1-like
Exons: 16
Coding region: 653-2179 (508 amino acids)
Biological process (GO): glycogen biosynthetic process
Molecular function (GO): glucose-1-phosphate adenylyltransferase activity
Source: RefSeq, a predicted model, not a curated record